Messenger RNA from Engraulis encrasicolus (European anchovy), 2845 nucleotides. It is a transcript of the gene cdkn1ba, whose product is annotated as cyclin dependent kinase inhibitor 1Ba. The transcript has 3 exons. The record is from RefSeq and is a predicted model, not a curated record. Gene Ontology annotation, biological process: negative regulation of cell population proliferation; G1/S transition of mitotic cell cycle; negative regulation of cyclin-dependent protein serine/threonine kinase activity. Lineage: Eukaryota; Metazoa; Chordata; Actinopteri; Clupeiformes; Engraulidae. Bases 841 to 1452 code for a protein of 203 amino acids. Gene Ontology annotation, molecular function: protein-folding chaperone binding; cyclin-dependent protein serine/threonine kinase inhibitor activity. Gene Ontology annotation, cellular component: cytoplasm; nucleus.
UGUAAAAAUACCAAACUCGUCAGGGUUAUUAAUUCAUCCUCAACACUGGGUUGGUGAAAUGCAUGUGAAACGGUGAAAAUGUCAACUCUUUUUGGUCAGUAGCCUUGUCUGUACUAGUGCUGUUGAUGUCUCCUUAUUGUGAGAGGAAUUACGUUCCCGAAGAGGAAGCUCUGUGAGUGAAAAAUACGCAUAGGUGGCUACGCAUUGGCUACGACGCUUUCAUCCGCCAGAGAAGUGGAUACUUUGUAUUUCAAAUGACCGCCUGCUUGAAGAGAUGUUCUAAGGUGAAUUUGCGGACCAUUACGCGCGGGAUAUGUGCUGGUGAAAGUAACACCGUGGUAUUGUUUUUUUUUCACCUGACCGGUUUAUUGCGUUAUUAAUCAGUGGAAAACAAUCCAUGCUCUGCAGUAAGAGAUCAAAUCUACUGCUAGCAGCCAGAACAGAGCGAAGUCACCAAAGUUUAGUGGUUGUGUUCAUGUUCGCCGUAAAGACAAAAAUGGGCGGUGACCGUUUUCUUAUCCAAUGACAAUCGUUCUGUUUUUUAAAAGCUUUUUUUCUGUUAGUCUGUUUUUCUCGGUCGGCCUUCUCUUCAUCGCCAUAUUGGCCACUCAGAUGACUUGCCUGUUUUUCUUAGCUCUUACUACGCAACCGAACUGACAGGACAGCCCUGCUCAGCUGCACUUUGUUUUUAAGCUCAGCGGCGAACCUACUGCUCGCAUUGCCAGUCUGGAGGUAGUUUGCCAGUACCGCACAUUUUCUUGGCCAUGCACGCAGUGACCAUAGUGUGGGCUUUGAACGGUUAUUGCAACAAUUGUUGGUGAUAUCAGACAUUGUUGGUUUAUGUGCGUCGACGUUUUUUACAUGUGGAAAAUGUCAAAUGUUCGUAUUUCUAAUGGAAGUCCAACGCUUGAAAGGGUGGAUUCCAGGUCGACUGAUCAUACCAAGGCCCCCGUCUGCAGAAACCUUUUCGGACCUGUUGAUCACGACGAGUUUAACAAGGAUUGUAAAAAGAAAAUGCAGGAGAUGACAAGAGCAUCCACCGAGACGUGGAAUUUCGAUUUCGCUCAGAACGCACCUCUUUCGGAUGGCAAGUUCGAGUGGAGAGAAGUGGACGGCAGAGCUGUCCCCGAAUUUUACACCAGACCACCUCGUAUACGCGCAGAUUCCCCCAACGGUGUGGAUCUUAACGGGAAUCACGAUUUACACACCAUGUAUGCCGCUCCACCGUGUGCAAGUGGUGGAGGGCGCUCCGCGGACACUGACGCUGGCCGGAGCCAACAAGACAUUUCAGAGCUUUGUAAUCCUUCACGGAAACGACAUGCAAGUCAAGAGUCUCCCCGCCUGAGUAAAAGACCCAACACAAGUUCAGGUGAAGUCUGUCGAAGUCGAGACACGACGCUCUUAGAACAGACACCCAGCAAAUCUGGUCCAGGACAUAAUCACAAACGUUAGUUUUCAAAGAAGUAAUGAGGUCUACCUUUUCCCAUGGAACACUUUUUGGUGCUUGAUAAAGCAAUGAGGAACUGCAGUGGGAAAGGACUCAAGGGGCCAACCUGAGGACAGGGCGCCCUGUUUAAGCACUGAUUUCUUUACACUAAAGUUUUUAGCACUCAAAGGAAUACAUUUGCCUCAAAAGCAAACAAUGUAGCAGUGUGCAAUUGGAUUUUUGUCCUUCUAUUGCUCAUUUUUUACUACCUAUAUGUAUGAAAACAUGUCUUUUUUUAUAUGUAGCACAUGCAAAUGUUAUAUUGUGUAAUUGUAAUAUUAUAAAGUCUUUUUUUAUUAUUACAGUCUGUGUGACUUGAAGAAUUGCAGUGUAGUUUAAAGAAAAAAAAUCUCCCCAAAUUGCUGUUUUUUUCCUUCCAAAGGAGGGUUGUCCUGUUCAGGUAUAAUCAUUAGUUAGACGUUGACAUCAGGGUUUAAAUAUGUCUAAGUCAAAAGUGCCUAUUUCAUGAGUGAGUUGAGCGCAGUGUUUAAAAAAAUGAGAUUUUCAUUUGUUUUAUGAUUUUAAUGGGUCAUAAAGUAGUACGGCUUUAGGAUUCAUAACCCUCCAAGUUACAUUGCCUAUAGCUAAAAUAAGAAAGGAAAUAGUUUACAUAUAAAUAAUGGUUGGCGGCAAGAGGACUUCUAUCUUGGGUUUAAAUGACUGUGAGCAAAUGACGUUCUGCCAAAGCUUCAACUCCUGGGAUAUGGGGGGGUCGGGUCAUGUGGAUAGUGUUGUAUUCUAUGGUAUAACUAAUAGAAUAUAGCUGUAGCUAGUAUCACUGGGAUAUCCCACUAAAAUGAUGUUGUGCCAGUUAUUUUAUCAUAGUAUUUUUUUCUGUAGAAGACAAAACACAACAUCCUACUGAGCACUUACCGUAUAACUUAAGUGUAUACUCAAAGUUUUAAAAAAAUCAUUUCAUGCAUUAAUCAUAUUGGACUUUAACACUGGGUUGAACAUUUAAACCACAUUUUCUUUUUAUUACAAAGAUGUGUCAUGACUAUCACAUUGUUGAGGUCAUGGCACUAUAUGAUCAGAUAGGGGAGGGAAGACGUUACACUGCUUUUGUUUGUGUACAACUUUGGUCUUUUGAAGUUUGUAUAUAUUGUCAUUGUGUAAGAGAACACUGAGGAAACUAUACUGACUUAUUUAUAUUAGGCUUAUGUGGUCUAUGAUUAUCCAAAGUGGCAUUUGUGCAUUUUUAUAUAUAUAUAUAUAUGACUUCAUAAUUCUCAGAUUUUAGAGGAAACAAGUAAUAAUAAAUUGUGCAAAUUUGCAAACUGAGCCUACUUUUAAAAUGUGGAUUUUGUUUUGUACUGCAUGGUUGGAAAUGCACAUUAAAAGAGUAUCAAUAUCUUAUAA